AUGGCACGAAAGGAAAACAUUGAAUCUGUUGAACUCCUACUUCGUGAUCUCUGUGAUCCAGAUCAACCAUUUGGCGCUAAAGUUAUAGUCUUUGGGGGAGAUUUUAGAUAUUUUCACAGAAAGGGCAAUCCUCGGAUCACACCAUUAAAUGAUGUAGUAGACUCUAUCAACAAUUAUCUUAUUGACAAAUUCCCAGGAGAAGCUGUUAUUUAUAAAAGUUUUGACAGUAUCCUAGAUGAUAACUGUGCAAUUUACCCAAUUGAAUUCUUGAACCAGCUUGCCCCUGGUGGUAUGACACCACACAAACUUAUUCUAAAAUUUAACAGUCUAGUGAUCUUGCUUAGGAAUGUUGAUCUAGCUGAUGGCCUAUGCAAUGACACACGUCUCAUAUGCAAGUACUUUAGAAGAAACGUUUUUGUUUGUGCUAUAGCCACUGGCGAUCGUCAAGGAGAACUUGUAUUCAUCCAUCGUGUUAACCUCCGCCCUCCAUCAUCAACAAAAUAUCUGAUUCAGUUUAAGGGAAUACAAUUUCCUCUAAAGCUCAGUUUUGCAAUGACUAUCAACAAAUCUCAAGGACAAACAUUAAGCCAGGUUAUGGUUUACCUCCCACAACCAUGCUUUUCACAUGGUCAAUUGUAUGUUGCAUUAUCAAGAGCCAAAAAGUCAGACAAGGUGACUGUAAUCACACCCCAGCCUGCUGAAAUUUACAGCACACCAGUUCUGAAGAACAUAGUAGCUUCUGAUGUCUUGCAACUAUCUGGUAUAACAUGA
Messenger RNA from Chenopodium quinoa (quinoa), 771 nucleotides. Its product is annotated as ATP-dependent DNA helicase PIF1-like. Bases 1 to 771 code for a protein of 256 amino acids. The record is from RefSeq and is a predicted model, not a curated record. Lineage: Eukaryota; Viridiplantae; Streptophyta; Magnoliopsida; Caryophyllales; Amaranthaceae. The transcript is spliced from 2 exons.